UAGAAUUUAGGAGCUAAUUUUUGGAUUAUCGGAACGCAACCAUGGUCUGGCAGUUAAAGGGUUAAUGUAGAUUCAGCAGAUUCAGCAGAUCCGCUUCCUCUUCCUGGGAUGGUCAUAUGACCGUCAGAGAGCACACACUCUCACACACACAAACACACACACACACUUUAUACUGUAUGCUCCACAGCAGUACUUCACUACUCGAAGGAGCCAUGUCUGCAGUGAAGCUGGAGGAGUUUCGAGAGCGGAUUCGUAAAGAACUGGACACCACAGUGGACUUCUGGCUCCAACACUCUCACGACCCUUUGCAUGGAGGCUUCUUCACCUGUUUGGGGAGGGAUGGGGAGGUUUAUGAUGAGCUGAAGUACGUCUGGCUACAGGGGAGACAGGUGUGGAUGUAUUGCCGUCUGUACAGAACAAUGGAUCGCUUCCAUAGGCCUGAAAUCCUCGAAGCAGCAAAAGCAGGAGGAGCAUUCCUGAGGAAGUUCACUCGUGUCCCCGGCGCCGGCAGUGGCCAGUGGAAGUGUGCCUUCUCCUUAACUAGAGACGGAAAAGCAGUGAAGAUUCAGAGGACUAUUUUCAGCGAGUGCUUUUACAUUUUGGCCAUGGACGAACUGAGCAGGGUUACUGGGGACAAGGACAUGCAGCUGGAGGCUGAGCAGAUGAUGGAGCAGCUGAUCAGCUGGGUGCGGGAGGACCCGGCAGGCCUGGGCCGGCCCCAGCUUCCUGGAGACGUCCCCACCAACAGUAUGGCAGUUCCCAUGAUGCUGUUGUGUCUGGUGCAGCAGCUCACUGAAGGCGGGGGGGCAGAGGUCGUUCAGAAGUACACAGAGCUGGCCAGCUGGUGUGUGCAGCAGAUUCUGCAACACAUCCAGAGAGGCGGCACAGCUAUUUUAGAGAAUGUGUCUGUGGAUGGAGCAGAGCUGCCGGGGUGCCAGGGCCGGCUGCAGAACCCAGGCCACGCCCUGGAGGCCGGCUGGUUCCUGCUCCAGGUCAGCGCCCAGCAGAAGGACGAGGCUCUCCAGAGGACGGCCAUCGACAAGUUCAUGGAGCUCCCCUAUCAGAACGGCUGGGAUAAAGAGCAUGGCGGCCUCUUCUACUUCCUGGAUGUUGACGGUCACUGCCCCACACAGGUUUCCGAUGAUGCAUGCCAGUAUUAUGUGGCAUAUAGUGUAAACCUAAAGAUCCCUGCCCCCCAUCGAAAAGACAAAUACAGGACUAUGGAGUUGGAAUGGAAUAUGAAGCUGUGGUGGCCCCACUGUGAGGCCCUCAUCGCCUUCCUGAUGGCCUACAGUCACACCAGGGAGCCCGCACUCCUGCACAGGUUCUCUGAAGUCUUUGAAUACACCUUCAAGCAUUUUCCUGAUGCUCAGAAAGGCGAGUGGUUCGGCUAUUUGACACAAGAAGGGAAAGUGGCACUGGAUUUUAAAGGAGGCCCCUUUAAAGGGUUCUUCCAUGUGCCUCGCUGCCUGUACAUGUGUGAGCGUAUUCUGGAUGAUAUGCUGGCAAACAAGGACUGAGCAUUUUGACACGAUUGUUCACAAAAAAACAAACAAUCAGGUUAUGAAGCAAAUUGCACUCAUUUUUAAAUAUGCUUUGCUGUAAAGUUAGUUGUUGAUCUCAUUGAAAACAUGCUGGCACAGAGCAGCUCAUAGUGUUUAUAUUAAAGGUAUAAGAAAUAUUACUUUAUAAAACAAUAGUGUUCUUUAUAUUAUUUGAUUUGGCAUUAAUGUGAGAUACUUUCUGUGAGAUGUUUUUGAUCUGACUUUGCACCGACAUGACUCUCCCCUGCAGGGACUGAGAAGAGAUCCUACCAACAAUGGUCCAGGUAGCCUUUGAUGAUUGGCAGGGUUUACACUCCACAUUCACACAGUCUGCACAUUGAGAAAGAGAAACCUGUCCUCCCUCAUCAUAUACCAAACAUGAUCAUCAAAAAUGUGUUUAUAUGUCAAAAUGUGUCUUACAAAUGCAGCAUACUAAAUGUUUAAACCUUUUUAUGGAACUUGUAUAUACAUCCAUUCCAGUUAUUACAUCUAGUUUAACAACCAAGCUAGAAGCAAAUGGAUGGCUUUUUUAUCUGUAGACAGGCUAAUACAUGUAUCUCAUUUUGUAUUGAAAUAUUGCAAUCUUAUAAAAUAAAUGUGAAAUACCUAAA
Gymnodraco acuticeps is the source of this 2155-nucleotide messenger RNA. RefSeq names its product renin binding protein (gene renbp). The record is from RefSeq and is a predicted model, not a curated record. Bases 117 to 1520 code for a protein of 467 amino acids. NCBI's taxonomy places the organism in Eukaryota, Metazoa, Chordata, Actinopteri, Perciformes, Bathydraconidae. Gene Ontology annotation, molecular function: N-acylglucosamine 2-epimerase activity; peptidase inhibitor activity. The transcript is spliced from 12 exons. Gene Ontology annotation, biological process: carbohydrate metabolic process; N-acetylglucosamine metabolic process; N-acetylmannosamine metabolic process.